AAGAAAAACCUUUUAUUAUUAUUGAAACCGCGCCAUUUUCAUUCAUAUACAAAACUCGGGUAACUCAAGAGUCGAGACACCACCCCACCCCCACCCACCCACCCCCCAAGGCAAACAUAUAUUUUGAUUUUCAAAUUCAAAUUGAAGAAAUCCAAUCUCCGAUUAGGGUUUCGGGUUGAAAUUCGAGACGAAUGAAUUCCGGCGAUCUCAAAAAAGUAUGGGAAAUCAAAGCUCUGAAGAGAAAACCUAGAAGCGAAGAAGCCCAGAAGAUUCUAGAAAGAAUCGCCAAACAGGUUCAACCCAUCAUGCGUAACCACAAUUGGAGGGUCAAAUUACUUUCUGAAUUCUGCCCAACCAAUCGAUCGCUGCUGGGCGUGAAUGUAGGCAGUGGCAUAAACGUAAAACUGAGGCUUCGAAGGGCGAACAACGACAAUGAUUUUCUUCCUUACCAUGAAGUUUUAGAUACAAUGCUCCAUGAGCUAUGCCACAAUGCCCACGGUCCUCAUAACUCUAGUUUCUACAAGCUCUGGGACGAACUUCGAAAGGAAUGUGAAGACCUCAUAAACAAAGGGAUAAGUGGAUCGGGAGAGGGGUUCGAUCUCGCUGGAAAGCGAUUGGGCGGAAACUCCCAUAAUCGUUCUCUUUCAUCACUCCGUAAAGCUGCAUUAACUGCAGCAGAAAAUAGGGUCCGUUUGGGAUCCAUAAUGCCUUCAGGGCCUAAGAGAAUCGGCGGUGAUAGUUCUAUUAUGUCUGCACUUAGUCCCGCACAAGCUGCUGCAAUGGCAGCCGAAAGAAGAUUUCAGGAUAACAUCUGGUGCGCCUCGGAAUUCUACGACCUAACUGGAGAAGACGAAUUUAUUGAUAAUUUACCGAAUUCUUCAGAUAAUAAUGGGUGCUGUUCUGAAAUCUCAAAGACUGCGUUCGAUGAACGUGAUAAAAUGGUGAAAUCUCGGAAAAGAAGCCGAGAAUCGGACAAUGGUGGACAAGAAUCUGCGUUUAUAGACUUGGAUAAAGAUGUUUUGAAUUCAUGUCUAGAUGAAAAGCCCCCGAUUAAGAAUUUCCAAAAUCGUGGAGAAGCUUCGACUUCGUCAUCCGUAUCUAGCCACGACCCGAUGCAUGAUAAUCGAUGUGGGACAUGGCAGUGCACAUCAUGCACUUUGUUGAACCCACCAUUAGCUCCGAUUUGCGAGCUGUGUGGGACCCAAAAGCCGAAAGACGAAAACCUGAAGAGUGUGAUAUGGUCAUGUCGAUUUUGCACUCUGGAAAAUGAUGUGAAGAUGGAUAAAUGUGGUGUAUGUGGCUCUUGGAGAUACUCUUAUGGUGCACCUGCAGCUACUCCAGCACCCUACCUUGGCACUUAAUAGUUUUGAUAACAUUUGUUUAUAUCAUCCGCAUAAUUUAUCAACCGAUAAUUUUGCCUUUGCUUUUUUGGCUGCCUGAGUAGCAUUAUUUUGUCUCAGCAUUACUGAAAAGACGAAGACCGCGAUUUGGUCGUGUGGAUUUGUACUUUAGAAAAUGACGUGAAGAUGGAUCAACGUGCUGCGUGCCAACCUUGGAAAUAUACUUAAGGUGCACGUUAGCUUUUCAAUCGUUUGAACGUUGGUUUACGACGGUCAAUUAACCAUGACCGUUGAUCUGCACCGAUCGUGAAAAAGUGUUCAAAUCGAUUCGAGUUUUGGUUGAAUCCUUA
Molecule: messenger RNA, 1690 nt
Organism: Erythranthe guttata (spotted monkey flower)
Lineage: Eukaryota; Viridiplantae; Streptophyta; Magnoliopsida; Lamiales; Phrymaceae
Product: zinc ion binding protein
Biological process (GO): DNA repair
Cellular component (GO): nucleus
Molecular function (GO): metallopeptidase activity
Source: RefSeq, a predicted model, not a curated record